CCCUUACCUCAUUAGAGAGUUGACGCAGAGAGGGUCGAUUGAACACUGUAUCGCAGUGUUCCGGUGGAUGAAGAACCAGAAGAACUACUGUGCGCGUAAUGAUAUAUACAACAUGAUGAUUAGGUUGCAUGCUAGGCAUAACCGAACUGACCAGGCUCGUGGAUUGUUCUUUGAGAUGCAAGAAUGGAGGUGUAAACCUGAUGCUGAGACUUAUAAUGCUCUUAUCAAUGUGCAUGGUCGAGCUGGACAGUGGCGUUGGGCGAUGAAUAUCAUGGAUGACAUGCUGCGAGCUGCUAUUCCGCCAAGCCGGUCAACCUAUAACAACUUGAUAAACGCCUGUGGCUCUAGUGGAAAUUGGAAAGAAGCACUUAAUGUUUGCAAGAAAAUGACAGACAAUGGAGUUGGGCCUGAUCUUGUUACACACAAUAUUGUGUUAUCUGCAUUUAAAAGUGGGGCUCAGUAUUCAAAAGCUCUGUCUUAUUUUGAACUAAUGAAGGGAACUCACAUUCGUCCUGACACAACUACCCUUAACAUUAUUAUCCAUUGUCUUGUGAAGCUUCAACAGUAUGACAAAGCCAUCGAUAUUUUCAAUUCCAUGAGGAAAAAUAAGUCAGAUUGUAGUCCUGAUGUUGUAACUUUUACCAGCAUCAUACACUUGUAUUCUACAUGUGGGCAAGUUGAAAAUUGCGUGGCUGCAUUUAAUAUGAUGCUUGCAGAAGGGCUGAAACCCAACACAAUCUCAUAUAAUUCACUAAUUGGUGCAUAUGCUGCUUGCGGGAUGGACAAGGAGGCACUUAUGGUUUUCAAUGAGAUCAAACAAAAUGGUUUCCGGCCAGAUAUUGUGUCCUAUACAUCUUUGCUUAAUGCUUAUGGAAGAUCACAAAAGCCUCAAAAAGCAAGAGAAAUAUUUGCAAUGAUAAAGAAAAACAGAUUGAAGCCUAACAUUGUUACUUACAAUGCACUAAUUGAUGCCUAUGGAUCUAAUGGUUUGUUGGCGGAGGCAAUUGAAAUAUUGCGUGAGAUGGAACAAGAUGGAAUUUAUCCAAAUGUUGUCUCAAUAUGCACUCUCUUGGCUGCCUGUGGGCGGUGCAGUCAGAAGGUGAAGAUUGAUACAAUCCUAUCAGCAGCUGAGAUGCGAGGCAUUAAAUUGAAUACAGUUGCCUAUAAUUCAGCUAUAGGAGCCUAUAUGAAUGUGGGGAAAUAUGACAAAGCUGUAGGCUUGUAUAAAUCUAUGAGGAAGAAAAAUAUAAAACCUGAUUCUGUUACUUGCACUGUGUUGAUAAGUGGUUGUUGUAAUAUGUCAAAAUAUAGUGAAGCCCUAGUUUUCAUGGAAGAAAUGAUGCAUCUUAGACUUCCUUUGACCAAAGAGGUCUACUCUUCUGCCAUAUGUGCUUACAGCAAACUGGGACAAGUCAUAGAAGCAGAAUCCACAUUUAACUUGAUGAAAUCAUCUGGUUGCUAUCCUGAUGUAGUGGCAUAUACUGCAAUGCUUGAUGCAUACAAUGCAGGAGAGAAUCGGGAAAAAGCAUAUGCACUCUUUGAAGAAAUGGAAGUGAAUGGCAUCAAGCUAGAUACGAUUGCAUGUGCUGCCCUGAUGAGGGCCUUUAAUAAAGGUGGUCAACCAGGAAGGGUCCUCAGUCUUGCAGAAAGUAUGAGAGAAAAAGAUAUUCCUUUCAGUGAUACCAUUUAUUUUGAAAUGGUAUCUGCCUGUAGCUCAUUGCAUGAUUGGAGGACAGCGGUUGAUAUCAUGAAGUACAUAGAGCCCUCACUUCCUGUAAUUUCGUCUGGAUGCUUGAACCUUUUCCUCAAAUUUUUAGGAAAAAGUGGAAAGAUUGAAACUAUGUUGAAGUUAUUCUACAAGAUGUUGGCAUCGGGUGCUGAUAUUAACCUCAACACUUAUUCUGUUAUAUUGAAAACCCUCUUAUCCUCUGGAAACUGGAGGAAAUAUUUAGAGGUACUACAAUGGAUGGAGGAUUCAGGAAUUCAACCAUCAAACGAAAUGUACCAUGAUAUAUCCUCCUAUUCACAAAGAUGUGUUGGGGCUGAGAAUGCUGCAGUGGUAAAAGAAAGACUUGAAUCCGUGAAGGGAAAAUCCAGGGAACGAUUUUCUCCAAGCCAAUCACGUGAGUCCACUGCACUCAGCUCACCCUUGUUUUCGAAUUAGUUAUUACUUAGCUAACAUGCUGUCCCAAAUCUAAUUUCCUCUAUAGACACAAGUCCAUAUAAUAAUUGGAUGAGUGAUAAAAAAGUUACAGUUCACUUCUAUUGUGAGUUUGCAUAAAAGGAAAAGAAAAAGGA
This is a messenger RNA of Arachis duranensis, 2298 nucleotides long. RefSeq names its product pentatricopeptide repeat-containing protein At2g41720. The transcript has 10 exons. NCBI's taxonomy places the organism in Eukaryota, Viridiplantae, Streptophyta, Magnoliopsida, Fabales, Fabaceae. The record is from RefSeq and is a predicted model, not a curated record. The coding region runs from base 68 to 2164 and encodes 698 amino acids. Gene Ontology annotation, molecular function: protein binding.